Hyaloscypha bicolor E is the source of this 822-nucleotide messenger RNA. RefSeq lists its product as uncharacterized. Lineage: Eukaryota; Fungi; Ascomycota; Leotiomycetes; Helotiales; Hyaloscyphaceae. The record is from RefSeq and is a predicted model, not a curated record. Bases 186 to 614 code for a protein of 142 amino acids. The transcript has a single exon.
CGCCUCGCCUCGAGGCUGAGACAGGGGAGCUCCGUUUCGGGCCCGAGGUGGGACAAAAAGAACAAGGGAAACCGGGCGGCGUUAAUUAUUUCCGAUCGCCAUCGGACCCGGCCAUCCGAUGGGGGUUGUCUAUUCGUGUAAUAUUUUCGGCGCUUUCCCAAGACGGAGAGGAGAGUCCCCUGUGGAUGAAUAGCUUAAUUCUGACACGAAGGCUUCAUAAUCCCUCUAUAAACACCAUCUACCACGCCUCUAAAUGCAUCUCUUCCCCAUCAUCUCAUUUCGUCAUCAUCGUCGUCAUAUACAAAAGCGCCUCAAUCUUCGUCCGGAUUUGCAGGAUCCUGAACGGUUUCGGCAUCACAUCAUCCAUCCCCGUCUCCUUGCUACAACGAAUUAGCAAGAUAUUUCUUUGGGGGGUAGAGAGCCGGGAGCACGAGGCAUGUUCCCGACCAGUAGAACAGGGAGCUCGGGGUAUGGGACAAAGAAUAGGGGUUGGUUACGCCAUGAGAACUUGCUCGCUCCUCGCGUUUGCUGUGACUACUAUGAUCGGCAGGUGUCUUUUAAUCAGCCCUGCUGCUUCCAUCUCUCGGAUGAGAUCAAGUGUUUCACCUCCGUGAUUAGCAUACCUCAGAACGCAGAUACAACAGCUCUCCCUUGCCCCAAUCGCCUCCAGCGGUAACAGUCGAUCUUGCCUUCUUUGCUGGGAAGUAAUCGAAGCCUGAAGGUUCUGGUGGAGGUGGUUGGAGGUACGCUCCGAUUGAAACUUCAAUGGUGCGUUUUGGGGCGCUCUUCAUAAACUUGAUAGCAUUCGGGUACAGGUGUAUG